AUGAAACUUUUCCACCUUUCCACUCUCACUCCAUUAGCCAUUUUUCAUUCGUUUUAUUGCCCUCUUGGGCUGUCAGAAACAAGUGUGGCUAACCCGAGGCCACGCCCAUAUCAGCCCACACACGCCCACUUUCCCCAUGAUUUCCUCGGGGCCAACCACUUGACUUAUGACUGCACGACCACCACCACCACCGAUCCAACCUCCAACUCCCUGGGUUGA
Drosophila rhopaloa is the source of this 219-nucleotide messenger RNA. RefSeq lists its product as uncharacterized. Bases 1 to 219 code for a protein of 72 amino acids. The transcript has 2 exons. The record is from RefSeq and is a predicted model, not a curated record. NCBI's taxonomy places the organism in Eukaryota, Metazoa, Arthropoda, Insecta, Diptera, Drosophilidae.